Messenger RNA from Penicillium brasilianum, 1413 nucleotides. The record is from the annotation of a GenBank genome assembly. NCBI's taxonomy places the organism in Eukaryota, Fungi, Ascomycota, Eurotiomycetes, Eurotiales, Aspergillaceae.
AUGCCACCAAUUCGCUCUGAAUCCUGGCUAAAAUCCGCCAAACAAGAGGGCAAAAUCCUAUUAGCCCUUUCCGAUUUAAAAGAUGACCGUAUCAAAUCUAUCCGUGCGGCAGCGAAGCUAUACGAAAUACCACGCGCUACACUACAAACACGCGCUCAUGGUGUAGUCUCUAUAGCAGAGAGACGCCACCCACGCCAUAAACUGACCCAAUUAGAAGAGAAUUCGCUUUGUGAGUGGAUUCUUUCUAUGGAUGCGCGUGGAGCAGCGCCUAGGCCGGCUACUGUAGGAGAGAUGGCCAAUAUCCUACUAGCUGCGCGUGGUAGCCAACCUCCGCCUACCGUUGGUAAGAAUUGGCCAUCAAAGUUUAUUGAACGACGCGAUGAGCUUCGAACACGAUUCUCAGUACGAUACGACUACCAGCGCGCAUUAAACGAAGACCCAAAAGCCCUACGAGCCUGGUUUGCGACCGUACAAAGCGUGAUUGACGAGAACGGGAUACAACCGGAGGAUAUCUACAACUUUGAUGAGACAGGCUUUGCAAUGGGCCUUAUAUCUUCGCAGAAGCCAGGAAAUCGCGAAUGGGUUACUGCAAUCGAAGCAAUUUGCGCAGAUGGCUAUUCGCUACCGCCAUGUAUAAUCUUCAAAGGCAAAGUGGCUAUGGCGGAUUGGUUCAAAAAUCUACCACAAGACUGGCGAUUCGAGCUACAAAAGCUCUUUAUCCCAUCAACAAAUUCGCGCGUACGCGGCCGGUUUCGGCUAUUAAUCCUUGAUGGCCAUGGUAGCCAUCUUACGCCCCAAUUCGACCGAAUCUGCGCAGAAAACGAUAUUAUCCCUCUUUGUAUGCCUGCGCAUUCAUCGCAUCUAUUACAACCACUAGAUGUUGGCUGUUUUGCAGUGGUUAAACGCGCGUACGGUCGCUUCGUAAGCGAUCUUGCGCGUACGGGAUAUAACCAUAUCGACAACUUCGCAGCUAGUGGCCUAGUACCAGUCGAUGCAGAGAGAGUGCUUUCGAAACUUAAUAUCUCUCUCCGAACGCCUACACCACCAAGCAGCCGGCCAAGCAGCAGAUCUAGCCAAUUCACGCCAAAAACGCCGAGAACCGUCGUUCAGCUACAAAAGCAAGCUUCGAUGCUUAAAGAUCUGCUAAAGCAGCGGUCAAAUAGCCCUCCGAGCCCAUCAAAAAAUAUAUUAGAUCGCAUUAUCAAGGGCCACUACGAAGCGCUGCAUAACACUGCAAUACUUGCGCAGGAGAACGCGAAUCUCCGCGUAGCGAAUGAGAAGAUCGUUAAGAAGCGUAAUAGGUCAACUAAGCAGAUACCCUGCGAAGAGGGUUUGACCGUCGAAGAGGGCCUACAGCUAGUUGAACAGCUAAACCAGCCGGUAGAAGAUGAUAGGAUGGUAUCGCAUGGGUAG